Molecule: messenger RNA, 552 nt
Organism: Ambispora gerdemannii
Lineage: Eukaryota; Fungi; Glomeromycota; Glomeromycetes; Archaeosporales; Ambisporaceae
Source: the annotation of a GenBank genome assembly
AUGAGUAGUGACGCAAUUAAAUUGAAUUCCAAUCUCAAAUGUGAAGUUCAUACACAGCUUCUCAAACCACAAAAUGAGAAUGAAAAUGAUAAAUUACUGCAAGAAAUUGUCUUAAGGAUGAGUGAAAGACCACGGAUCCUCGAAAUCCUCGAAGCAUUUCGAAAAAUUCAGCCAUUUCUCGAAUCAACCUCAAUUGUUCGAUUUCGCUUUGUUGAUAUUGUCAAUGAGCAAAACGAGAAUUCUACCCAUAAUAUGAAAACUAUCGUUGAAAGUUUUUUGACUUCGAAUUAUGACCAAACUCAUUCUAUUCUUAUUAAUGACAUCUUUAUCGAGCUAGAGAGUAACAAGCAGCCUACAUUCCUUGAGUCAGCUAGUGGUAAAAUUUACAACGCGGAAGAUGAAGACACUUUUGAGGAGCCUUGUGAAUUUGAUGAAAUCUUUUACUGGGGGUUUCGUCAAUGGUGCAUCUUCGUUCUCUUUUAUGUAUCAUUCAUAAUUUUUGUAGCUCAAUUUAUUCCUUCUUCUUAUUCUUUUAAUCUAUUCAAACUUUAA